Messenger RNA from Lindgomyces ingoldianus, 582 nucleotides. RefSeq lists its product as uncharacterized. The transcript has a single exon. The coding region runs from base 1 to 582 and encodes 193 amino acids. Lineage: Eukaryota; Fungi; Ascomycota; Dothideomycetes; Pleosporales; Lindgomycetaceae. The record is from RefSeq and is a predicted model, not a curated record.
AUGUCUGAGGGAACCCACCCCUCACUCCAGCGCUUCUGUGCACCUCUCCCCCGCCUCUUUUCCCGAAAGCCACAACCACUUACGACCAUAUCCCCAAUCUCAGAAAAACACCCUGAACCAACCAGCAGCGCUAGCAGCAUCACUAGCAUCGCCACCACGACUACCACGACUACCACUAACAACAACACUACCUUCUGCAUCCCCACGCUUCCAAACCUCCGCCACCGCAGCAAAAAGUCCCAGCACACCAUCAUCUACGGUCUCCAAACCCUGCACCACGAACUCGCAGGCCUUAAAAACGUCAGCAAAAUGCACUGGCCCCAAUACGCCAAUCCCGCAGUCAACCGUGCUCGUGCGAUAGCCCAGAAGCAACAGGAGGAGUGUCACAGGGAGUAUAGGGAGGUGAAUGCUAAGGAUCAGGAGGAGCUUGAGCUACUAGAAGAACUAGAGGAAGCGUUGCUAAUGCUUGAGGGGUGGAAGUGCUUUAGUAGGAUGCAUGGACUGCCGGUGGAGAGGUUCGAUGUUUUAGGGGCGUAUGGGUUUGGGGUCAGGAAGGAGGAUGGAGUGAUUGUGAGGCUUUAA